Messenger RNA from Pectinophora gossypiella (pink bollworm), 3852 nucleotides. RefSeq lists its product as uncharacterized. The transcript has 14 exons. The record is from RefSeq and is a predicted model, not a curated record. Lineage: Eukaryota; Metazoa; Arthropoda; Insecta; Lepidoptera; Gelechiidae. Gene Ontology annotation, biological process: signal transduction. Bases 178 to 3807 code for a protein of 1209 amino acids.
UCCGCGCCGCGCGCUCGCGCAGUGCUGCGCGCGCACUAUAUUCAGUUCACGGCCGCUCUAUUACCGGACGGCUAUUUCGGCGCAUAAUAUUCUGAACGGUGCGGAGUAGUGUUCAGUUCGGCGCGGCAGGUGCGCGGGCCGAGGUCGCGAUGGAGCCGCGCGAGCCCGCGUGACGGCAUGGAGCGCCGCUGCCGGCACCGCCUCGACGCCGCGCCCGACCCCAUGACCAAGCUGCCCCGCCGCCGCGAGAAGCCCCGCGAGCGAUGGCUGCUCACGCGCAAGACCUGGAAGUACAUGUCCGAUGCCGGCCGCCGGCUGAUCCCCGAGGGCGCCAAGAACUGCGCCGAGGAUCUGCCGCGCAUCGAGGCAUACUUCCAGGAUGUCUGCCAGAAGGAGCCGCGGUUCCUGCUCUGGAGGAAGAGCUCCUACCCAGGAGCGAUCCCGCGGCCGCGGCGCAAGAAGCGCACGCGGGGCGGCUCGGUGCGGGCGCGGUCGCCUUCCGACGACGCGCAGCCGCCGUCCAGGCCCACUGAUCUCUACAUCGGACACACCUCUGGUGGGCGCUUUGAUAUCGCCAAGCUUCGGCGAGAUUUCUUCGCUUCCCCGACGCCGCCGUCCCCGUCCACGUCCGGAUUCAACUCGCGACUUCCGGCCGGGCCGCCUGCGCCGGUCGUCACCGAAGAAGAGGAGGAAGAGAGCAAUCUCAUAGAUCUACUACGAAAGUACCUGAAAUUAGAGGCUGACUCGGGUCCGAAAAAGGUUUCGGAAAGUGAGGAGUUAGUGCGGUAUUUAAAGAAGUAUUUAAAACGUCAAUCGGAGCGCGUGCCGGCCGACGCGGACGAGUCCGGGCAAAGGACCCUGCGUGAGAACCUCGGCAGGUACUACAGCCGGGCGCCCAACCGUGAUAACAUAGUGCAGGACUUGUUGACCGAUAGAAAUCUUUUACAAAAACUGUAUCAUGACUUGCGUAAAACUAAGCCGUAUAGAGGCGGUCGGAGCGGCGGUGGCAGCGCCGGCGGCCCCCGUGGUGGAUAUGGACCCAGUGCAUACGGGAGUGCCGGCCGCAGUGGUUUACGGAGUAGGACUGUGCGUGUGGACGAUGGGGUGGACUCUAUGCGGUCGCCGCCGACGUCUCCACCGCCGCUCAUCGAAAUAGUUGGCGAAUCGUUUGAAGAUAAGUAUGUGGAGUGCGGGACGCAAACAGUACCGAUUCCUGAGGAGGUGUUGUUGGAAUUGGAGCGAGCGUACCGGGACAAGCUGGAGGCGCAGACGGCGCCGACCAGCCCCACCAGCCCGCCGCCCGAGCGCAAGCCGGCGCGCCGCCGCUCCAGCGUCGACCACGACGACGUCUCACAGUCCGUCAGCGACACCAUCAAGCGAUACCUCAGAAUGGCGCGGAAGAAGAGCGUAGACGCCGACAAGGCCGACCGCUUCAAGCGCAUAAACUACGAUAAAAACUUGCGAAAUAUAAAACCUAAACCUCCAGGCGAAGUGGAUGACGAUGGUCUGAAUAAAGGUUGUCAAACAGAAGAAGGUUGGAUAUUAACAUAUAGGGAGUUGCAAUUCGCGUCAGUGGCGUCGACGCCUACAUCGCCACCAUCCCCGGCGUCUCCUACGCAGUCGCACUCGUUCCUAUCGACCCUGCUAGGGCGCAGCGCACCUACAAUGGCUCCUCCCCCAGGUGGCAUGCAGAAGUCGCGGUCGUCGGGCAGCGUGGUGCAGAGCAUGGGAAAGCGGCUGUGGCGGACCAGGAGUCGAAGUUCAAGCAGGGUCUCCGCGUCAUGGUCUCCUCAGGGCAGCUGUUGCUGGGCGGACGGCAGCGGGCGCUGCGUGAAGCUGACAGACACGUCGCUGCUGACGCUGAGCGAGGUGGAGCGGCGCGCGCUGCAGCAGGCGGCGCUGGCGCGGCUGCAGCAGCUCAACCUCGGCACCACCAUCAAGAUCCCCGACGAGAACGCGGCGGUAGCAACGACGAAGCCAAAGCGGCGCGCCUACCUGCUCAAGAGGAAGGCGCUCACCACCGGCUUCUUCGACCAGAGCCGCAAGGACGACAAGGAGAAAGAAUCAACAGCAGGCAGUGUAUUCGGGGUGCCUCUGGCGCAGUGUGUGGAAACAGAGCGGGCGCUGCGAAGACAGCAGCAUGGGGGCUCCAGGGCUUCGCUGGCGUCCCUCAGCGCGCUCGAGAAAGGGGAUGAUAGUGAAUCCUGCGACUCCGGUGAAUGGGGGUGGGCAGGACUGGAGGAGGCAGGUGGCGGGGGACCUAGGGUCCCUGCCCUGGUGUCAGCCUGCCUCGCACACCUCCGACGCCAUGGUCUGAGAACACUCGGUCUGUUCAGGGUAUCUGCUUCUAAGAAGAGAGUUAGACAGUUAAGAGAAGAGUGGGAACGAGGCCAGGAUGCGGCGCUAGACGCGGCAGUGUGUCCACAUGACGUGGCCACGCUGCUGAAAGAGUUCCUGCGCGACCUGCCCGACCCGCUGCUCUGCAGGGACCUGUACACGGCCUUCCUGCAGACGCAGAAAAUCCGCAACCGCCGUCUCCAAUGGGAAGCUCUGAAGCUGAUAGUGCAGCUCCUGCCAGCAGCCCACCGAGACACCCUCAACGCGCUGCUGUCGUUCCUGGCUGAACUGGCAGCGCACUCCGAAGACGGACGAGAGCCUGGCAAUAAAAUGGACGCAGCCAAUCUGGCUACGGUCUUCGCGCCCAAUAUACUGCAUAGGAAUAAGCCUAAUGAAGCUGCGAGUGCAGAGCAGCUAUCAGAGCGAGCCGACGUGAUCAACGUGGUGCGCCAGCUGGUGGAGCGGCAAGGAGAGCUGUGGACGUUACCAGCCGAGCUGCUGCAUGAGGCGUACAUCCACCUCGCGCACACCGCGCCAGCGCAUCUUGACACACUGCUGCCGAGGAGGGCGGAAUGCGCAGCUACGGAAGCGAUAGCGUCAAGCGCUGAGAACGCGGCGCGGCGCGUGUGGUCACGGGAGCAGUUCCUGCACGGAGCCGCCGCCACCGGCGGGCCCGGGAACCACUCUGCUAGUGAGUCGCAUGGCCGGCGGCGCGCGCGCGACGCUGCUUCCGACACCUCCUCUGGAUCGCUCUCCUCAGCUAUGACCAUUGUCACUAGCCGGGUGAGGAGUAGCGAGGAAUGUGGGAGUAGUGGCGUGGUGUGCACGCCAGCGUCGGCUACGCGGACUGACUCCGCGCCCGACUCCAACGAUUCCGCCAGUGACUACAAUGAGACUCUAGGUGGGUCGGAUGACGACAGCUGCGUGAUAACAGCGUCGCUCCACAUCCCGGCCGCGUUCACGUCACAGUCCCCGAGGUCGCGACCUUCAGUGCCGCCCCGGAGACGGUCCACCUCAGGCUCAGAGUCCUCGGCUAAGAGAGACUCGGCCGUAGGUUCGUCGUCGCCGGCGUCAGCGUCCAACGCGUCGUCCCCGCCCGCGAGUCCGCCGCCUGCGCCGCUGCGGGUCACCAUGACGUCUGCCGGGGAGGUUAGGAGGCCGGCUGACCGCUCCGAUAUUGACCGCCUCAUGUCGCUUGGCAGAGAACGCAACACAUCAGACGCACGCGCAGUUAUCUUAAGACAACAUGACGACAGCACAACCAGAACAAGGGUGUCAACCCGCACGGAACAAACUCACAUCGUCAGAAGAGACGACCACCGGACAAAAGAAGACCAUUCGAGAAAAGAAGAGCUUUCUAGAAAGGAUGACCAUGGGAGGAUAGAGGAAACCAGGAGAGCAGGAAGGGAAGGCACUACGCUAUACAAAAGAGGCGAGCUUAUUUCAAGCGCCCGGUCGCCGCCCACAUGACAGAUUAUAUACGUGUUUUUAUACAUAAACGUCUAUUUAUCUUUC